Molecule: messenger RNA, 1728 nt
Organism: Lolium rigidum
Lineage: Eukaryota; Viridiplantae; Streptophyta; Magnoliopsida; Poales; Poaceae
Product: ornithine decarboxylase-like
Exons: 2
Coding region: 1-1728 (575 amino acids)
Cellular component (GO): cytoplasm
Molecular function (GO): ornithine decarboxylase activity
Source: RefSeq, a predicted model, not a curated record
AUGGUCCAAGAGCUGGAUGUUUCAAAGAAGGAGCUUGAAGUUGCCCAUGCUUCUCUCACUAAGGACCUUGACCAUCUUGGAAAGGCCCACAAGCUUGUUAAAGAUGAGCUCAAAAAACUUGGAGAGAACCAUGACCUACUUCAAGAUACUUAUAAAAAGGCUCUUGGAUCAUUGGGUGAUCCCAUUAUUGUUGAAAAUGUUGCUAGUUCCUCUACCUCAUCUACUUGUGAUCAUGCUAAUUUUGUUGAGGAACAUGCUCAACUAAAAGAAGAAAUUUUUCUAUAUGUUGAGACCAAUGAAUAUCUUAAAUCUUUGGUAACCAAGUAUGGUCUCAACUAUUAUCCCAAUGACUCUUCUUGUGAACAAGCAACUAUUCUUGAAGAAAAUGCUAGGUUGACAAAGGAACUGGCCAAGUUCACCACCUCCAAGAAUAAGAUGGGGUUGGAUGACCUUUUGAGUAAGCGAAGGUCAAACAAUAAGAAGUAUGGACUUGGAUAUAGAGUGAGCGGAAGCAGCCCGAUGAUGCAGCAGUCUCUUCUGGUGGCUCCGGGUGUAAAGGACAGGACGGUUCUCCCGUUCAAGCUGGAGGAGAAGGACGCACUCAUGCGCUCCAUCGUCGACGGCGGCGUGGGGAGCGCCUUCUUCGUCCUGGACCUCGGCAGGGUGGUCGAGCUGCACAGCCGCUGGCAGCGCGCGCUCCCCGGCGUGCGCCCCUUCUACGCCGUCAAGUGCAACACCGACCCUGGCCUGCUCGGCGCGCUAGCCGCCCUCGGCGCCGGCUUCGACUGCGCCAGCCGCAGGGAGAUGGAGGCCGUCCUCGCGCUCGGCGCCGACCCCGGCACCAGCAUCGUCUACGCCAACCCCUGCAAGCCCGAGGCGCACGUCCGGUACGCGGCGCAGGUCGGCGUCAACCUCACCACCUACGACUCCGAGUUCGAGGUGGCCAAGCUGAAGCAGUGCCACCCGGGCUGCGACCUCCUCCUCCGCGUCAAGGGCCCCGACAACCGCGAGGCCAAGGUGGACCUCGGCAUCAAGUACGGCGCACGCGCCGACGAGGUGGUCCCGCUCCUGCGCGCCGCGCAGCGCGCGGGGCUAAACCUCGCCGGCGUGUCCUUCCACGUCGGCUACGGCGGGCCACGCACCGACGUGUACGAGGCGGCCAUCCAGGCCGCGCGCGCCGCCUUCGACGCGGCCGGAGCGCUCGGCAUGCCGCCCAUGCGCCUGCUCGACAUCGGCGGCGGCUUCGCGUCCACGGACACUCUCUUCGACGAUGCGGCCGCGGUCAUCCGCGCCGCCCUGGCGCGGCACUUCGGCGACCUGCUCCCGCGCCUUCAGCUGGUCGGCGAGCCGGGCAGGUACUUCGCCGAGACGCCCUUCACGCUCGCGGCGCGAGUCAUCGGGAAGCGUGUCCGCGGCGAGGCGAGGGAGUACUGGAUCGACGACGGGAUCUACGGCUCCCUCAACACCGUCGUCACGGAUGGCUACGUCCCGCGCCCGAGGCCGCUCGCCGCCAGCGUGCCCGGCGAGGAAACCUACGCGUCCACGGUGUUCGGGCCCACGUGCGACUCCCUCGACACGGUGGUGACUGGCUACCAGCUGCCGGAGAUGAGCGUGGGGGCCUGGCUCCUGUUCGAUGACAUGGGCGCCUAUACCACCGCGUGCUCCUCCAACUUCAACGGCUUCUCGGCGGCGUCCGACAUUAAUACAUUCUUGGCCUACUCCACCUAG